AUGGGGCUCGGCGUGCUGGAGGAUCACAAGCUGGCUCAGGUUCCAGGCACCUCCAACAUCUAUGGGGUGGACGAGAUUCCAAGCGACCGUAUCCCGGGCGCCACAAGUCUGAAAUACGACCGGUCCACUGCAGAACCAACGCUUCUUGUACCCCAGCCAAGCGAUGACCCCAACGACCCAUUGAAUUGGCCAUUAUGGAGACGCGACCUCAUUCUUGCGAUCCUGUCCUUUGUCACGGUGUUAUGUACGACCCUGAGCUCGAUCAUGGCUGCGAAUACAGUGACAAUUGCGGAAUAUGAGACGAUCACCUUCGUCCAGGCCGCCCUUCUGACGGGUUACCACCUCUGUGGUGUUGGAGUAGCAGGGAUUUUGAUUGUCCCAACUGCACGAGUCUGGGGCAAGCGCCAUCUGUUUAUCAUUGGGCACGUCUUGAUGAUUGUCAGCUGCAUCUGGGCUGGUGCGAGUGGGCGCAACCACAAGAGUCUCCUAUGGGCCCGAAUCUUCCAAGGCGUGGCGUUGGCUCCAUUUGAAGCGCUGGUGAAUGCUUGUGUUGGUGAUCUUUACUUUGUCCACGAACGAGGAAAGCGAAUGGCCGUAUCCAAUGUGGCUCUUUUUGGUGCGGCUUUCUUGACUCCAGUAUUUGUCGGCAAAAUCACCAAGUCCCUUGGUUGGCAAUGGUCGUUUUACUUUGUUGCCAUUUUCCUUGGUGCAGCACUGCCUUUCAUGAUUCUUUUUGUGCCUGAGACUGCGUUUCGAAGACCCGACUAUCUGAACACCGAUUUCAGACACAAGAAUAGUCAGGCGGAAUCCCCUGAGCCAAAUUGGCCGCUUAGUGAUCCUUCCCAUAAGGAUACUCAAGAGUUCAUAUCAGGAACCAUGGCCGGCAACGGUACACGAACAGAGGUCUCCGCCACGGUGACACCAGAGAAAGAUUCACUUUGGACAUCAAUGAGACUAUUCAACGGACGAAAAACAGACGAAAACUUCUUCAAGCUACUUCUCCGUCCCUUUCCAUUAUUUUUUCACCCUGGAAUCUUCUGGGCUUGUUUGACUCAAGGUAUCGUCAUUGGGUGGGCCGUGUUCAUCGGUGUAAUUUUAGCAAUCGUGUUUCUGGGCCCUCCAUUAUGGUUCGCAGAAGACAAAACAGGCUACCUAUACACUGGUGCCUUCAUCGGAGCUAUUAUAGGCCUGCUCUUCGCUGGUCUGCUUACCGAUUCCAUAAACAAAGCGAUGAUCCGACUCAAUCGAGGCAAAUAUGAGCCCGAGUUCCGAAUCCUUCUGGUGGCUUUCCAGUUAGUUUUUAGUGCCAUGGGCCUGUACGGGUUUGGGUGGACAGCUUCCGAUGUGGAAAAAUACCACUGGCUCUUACCGGAUGUAUUCUUCGCAUUUCUGAUCAUUGGCAUGGUCAUGGGCGCAGUGGCCGCUUCACUUUACAUUGUCGAUGCACACCGGGAAAUUGCUGUGGAAGCAUUCACCUGCUUGUUGGUCUUCAAGAAUAUGUUCAGCUUUGUGCUGACCUUCUUUGCCUACAAUUGGUUUGCUCAUGGAGGGGUCAAGCACACUAUGAUUAUCAUCGGCAGUAUCCAGGUGGGCAUUUGCCUCCUCAGUAUUCCUAUGUAUGUGUUUGGCAAGCGGAACCGCUCAUUUUUUGCCCGUCAUGAUAUCCUUGAGAUGCUGCAUCUCUGGUAG
Messenger RNA from Penicillium longicatenatum, 1689 nucleotides. Its product is annotated as putative MFS transporter. The coding region runs from base 1 to 1689 and encodes 562 amino acids. The record is from RefSeq and is a predicted model, not a curated record. Gene Ontology annotation, biological process: transmembrane transport. The transcript is spliced from 7 exons. Gene Ontology annotation, molecular function: transmembrane transporter activity. Lineage: Eukaryota; Fungi; Ascomycota; Eurotiomycetes; Eurotiales; Aspergillaceae.